CCGGGCCUUCCCGCGCAAAUUGAAAGGCGCCUCGGAGCAGCGGAGCGACGGCCGGGCGCGGUGCGUGUCGCGGCGCCCCCUCCAGUGCCGGGACCCACGGAGUCGGCGGCGCCGGGGCCGGGGCCGGGGUCCGGAGCCCCUUCACGGCCGCCCGAGAAGCGAGCGGAGCGGGCUCUGCAGAGGCGUUAGGCCAAGCAAAUCCUGUCCUCUGGAAUGGGCAUGCGGGCCUCGCCCGGGCACCUCUGGGCGACCUAGGAGCCAAGAGGCGCUGGUGCUGCUGGUUCCCCGGGCGCCCCAGGGUGGGGGUCACUGUGAGCUGACUGGUGGCCUAUGGCUCGCAGGCCCUCCCCACCUCGGGCUGCGGAGGAAACAUGCAUUCGAGGAGGGUAUGGACUUAGUUUGGAAGAAACCACGGUUCACGAAAUGUCUACAGUGCAAGGAGGAAGCUCUUGGUGAGGAAGAGGAAGAUUCCUGGUGAUUCUGGACCUGGGGCUUGAGUGCCACCAGCACCCACAUGACCCGCCCUGAUUGCAACUGAGCAUCUGCGAGCGGCUGGAAUUUGGGGACUGGCUGGACCAGAGCUUCCGUACAGGGUCUGCAGGGUAGCCUGGCAGGAUGGGGAUUCAAGGAUUGCUGCAGUUUAUCAAAGACGCCUCUGAGCCGGUCCACGUGAGGAAGUACAAGGGGCAGGCGGUGGCCGUGGAUACGUACUGCUGGCUUCACAAAGGCGCCAUUGCCUGUGCCGAAAAGCUAGCCAAAGGGGAGCCGACAGAUAAGUACGUAGGCUUUUGCAUGAAAUUUGUAAACAUGUUGCUGUCUCAUGGGAUCAAGCCUAUUCUUGUGUUUGAUGGGUGUACUCUGCCUUCUAAAAAGGAAGUGGAGAAGGCCAGACGAGAACGACGACAAGCCAACCUCCUUAAGGGAAAGCAGCUUCUUCGAGAGGGAAAGGUCUCGGAGGCCAGAGACUGUUUCACCCGCUGCGUCAACAUCACACACGCGAUGGCCCACAAAGUCAUUAAAGCGGCUCGGGCCCAGGGAGUGGACUGCCUCGUGGCGCCGUACGAAGCAGACGCGCAGCUGGCCUAUCUGAACAAAGCCGGCAUCGUGCAGGCCAUCGUCACCGAGGACUCGGACCUCCUGGCUUUCGGCUGUAAAAAGGUGAUUUUAAAAAUGGACCAGUUCGGAAAUGGACUAGAAAUUGACCAGGCUCGGCUGGGCAUGUGCCGACAGCUUGGGGAUGUGUUCACGGAGGAGAAGUUUCGGUAUAUGUGCAUUCUCUCGGGCUGUGACUAUCUCCCUUCGCUGCGCGGGAUCGGGUUAGCAAAGGCCUGCAAAGUGCUGAGGCUAGCCAAUAACCCCGAUAUUGUAAAGGUUAUCAAGAAAAUUGGGCAUUACCUCAAGAUGAAUAUCACAGUGCCAGAAGACUACAUCAAAGGCUUCAUUCGGGCCAACAACACCUUCCUGUACCAGCUCGUGUUUGAUCCCGUCCGAAGGAAGCUGGUCCCUCUGAAUGACUACGGAGACGACGUUGACCCCGUGGCGCUGAGCUACGCUGGGCGGUAUAUUGAUGACUCCAUAGCUCUUCAGAUAGCACUUGGAAAUAAAGAUAUAAAUACUUUCGAACAGAUUGAUGACUACAGUCCAGACGCUGCCACGCCUGCCCUGUCAAGAAGUCGUAGUUGGGAUGACAAAACGUCUCAGAAACCAUCUAGCGUUGAUAGCAUUUGGCACAGGAAUUACUGCCCUAGACUUGAGCGGGAUGCGGUUCCGGGCCCUACGAGACUGAAGGAGAAUCCAAGCACUGCAGGCAGGGAGCAGGUGAUCAGCACCAGAGGCCUGAAUCUGCCCCGGAAGCUGUCCGCGGUGAAGCGGCCGAGAAGCGAGGAGCUGUCAGAAGAUGAUCUGUUGAGUCAGUAUUCUCUGUCGUUUGCAAAGAAGACCAAGGAAUAUGGCUGCGAAGGCAGUACAUCAUCGAACUCUUCCAAAAUGCCGCUGGUUGACCCAGUGGAUGGCACUACUAUUAAAAAAACCGUAAGCACGCCGCCUACGACAAGGAAUAAAUUUGCUGCACUUUUGCAGAGGAAAAACCAAGAAAGUGGUGCCGUCGUGGUUCCUGGGACCAGGAGCAGGUUUUUUUGCAAUUCUCUGGAUUCUAUGGACUGUGUAUCAAAGAAAGCAAGCCCCCAACCUCCAGAUGAAACUGCUGACACAGAUAAAGAGAACAAUCUCAAUGAAUCAGAUUGUCUAAAUGAUAAAGUGGUUGAUCUCAAUGAAUCAGAUUGUCAUGAGAGCAAGGAGCUGGUUGAUCUGAAUCAAUCAGAUUGUCUAGAGAGCGAAAAGCUGGUUGAUCUCAAUGAGUCAGACUGUCUAGAUGAUAAAGUGGUUGAUCUGAAUCAAUCAGAUUGUUUAGAGAGCAAGAAACUGGUUGAUCCAAAAGAGACAGGUUGUCUAGAUAAAGUGGCUGAUCUGAAUCGAUCAGAUUGUCUAGAGACCAAGAAGCUGGUUGAUCUAAAUGAGUCAGAUUGUCUAGAGAGCGAAAAGCUGGUUGAACUAAAUGAUUCAGAUUGUGUAGAGAGCAAUGUAGCACCCAGCCCACGUGAUCAGACUCCAGAGGGCGGAGCUGUGGUCGCUGGUGAAGAGCCUCAGUCCUUUAAGACCACCGGAUUCACAAGGACCAUCUCCCCACCCCCUCUGGGGACGCUGAGAAGCUGUUUCAGCUGGUCUGGAAGUCUUGGAGGUUUUUCAAGGACUCCCAGCCCCUCUCCGAGGACAGCAUUACAGCAGUUCCGGAGAAAUGGGGACUCCCCCAGCUCCCUGCCCGAGAGGAGGGUGUCCGAUGCGUCUCAGGUCAAGAGUGAGGAGUCAGGAGAUGAAGCGCAUCCCGUACAUGAACUGAGCUGGUCCUCACGGUCUCAGGGGAGUGCAGAGUUAUCCCCUCACAGCUUAAGUGCGUCCACACUCCCUCGGCUUUCCUCUAAGGAUUCCAGCCCAGAGGAAUCUGAUUGCAAUUUUAAGUCACUUGGUAAUCAAGGUAAUCAGAAACCCACGCUACAUGUCUCUCACUUUUCAAAAAAAGACACACCUCUGAGAAACAAGGUCCCUGGGCUGUAUAAGUCUAGUUCUCUGGACAGUCUCUCUACCACCAAGAUCAAGCCUCUGGUGCCGGCCAGAGCCAGUGGGCUGAGCAGGUGGCCAGCGAGAGCCCAGAAGAGGAAGCAUCACAGCGCCCAUCACAACGCCGAGAACAGGCCAGGAAUGCAGACCAAGAUCAAUGAGCUCUGGAAGAACUUCGGAUUUAGAAAAGAUUCUGAGAAGCUUCCUUCCUGUAAGAAGCCAGAUCCCCUGUCUCCAGUCAAGGAUAACAUCCAGCUCACUCCGGAGACGGAAGAGGACAUCUUCCACAAGCCGGAAUGUGCGCGUGUGCAGAGAGCCAUAUUCCACUGAGCCUGUCCGUCCGGAACGCCCUCUGGCAGGGAGGGGUGACCAAUUCUGUUCUCAGAGUCCCACCACGUUUUUUAAAUAAGAGUACAUUUUGUAUAUGAACUCUGCGAUUGCUUCCUUUGUUCAGCUUUUUACGUUUGCAUAAGCAGCUAACGAAGGUAAUUAUUUUUAAUGUUAUUUGGCAGGCCCGCUAGAAUUUAUAAAAAUUGACUCCUAGGGAUUUCUGUUGCAUUGUGAGCAUAGAAUGGCGAGUGGAAAGUCGCAUUUCUGUAAAUCAUUUUAGCCUGGAGGAAAUCGCUGUAUCCCUCCAAGCUCCGCAGUUUUCCACAUGCCCCUCUCUGCCUUUCAGGGUUGGGUGGGAAAUAAAUUUGCUGGGAGGGGGGUUGGAAGGCGUGCAGGUGGCUGCACAGCGGGCCAGGCUUUCCUACCCCUGAGGGGUUUGGUUGGGAUGCACAUUUGACAGUGGAAGGAACUACUACUGACAUCACUGAUAUUCUUAAACUUCCAAAUAGCCUGUUUUUAAAUAUGUCUUUUUUGAAGUACAGGCUAGAAACUCAACAUAUAUUUAAAAUGAGUGUCCUAGGUGUGAUGUCAGAUGCUACAGCUGCAGGGUCUAUAAAGCAGUUGCCAGCCGGUGGUUGGCGACCGCUGGUCUCUAAUACACACACUCCACAGAGAAAAUAGGCAGACACCUGGACAAAACCAGCUGUGCAAGUGGAAAUCUGGCAUGAUGUAAAGAAAUUUUUUAAAAUACAUUUGUAUUGACUUUAGAGAGAGAAAGGAAGGGACAGAAGCAUCAAUGAUGAGAGAGAAUUGUUGAUCAGUUGCCUCCUGCACACCACAUACUGGGCAUGGACCCUGCCACCUGGGCUUGUGCCCUGACCGGCAAUCAAACUGUGACCUCCUAGUUCAUAGGUCAGUGCUCAACCACUGAGCCACACCAGCUGGGCUAAAGAAAUUAUAG
Molecule: messenger RNA, 4405 nt
Organism: Pipistrellus kuhlii (Kuhl's pipistrelle)
Lineage: Eukaryota; Metazoa; Chordata; Mammalia; Chiroptera; Vespertilionidae
Gene: EXO1
Product: exonuclease 1
Exons: 15
Coding region: 616-3444 (942 amino acids)
Biological process (GO): mismatch repair; DNA recombination
Cellular component (GO): nucleus
Molecular function (GO): metal ion binding; 5'-flap endonuclease activity; DNA binding
Source: RefSeq, a predicted model, not a curated record